AUGAAUGCCGACGUGGGAUCGUCCGGGUUGGCCAGGUCGGCCGCGGUCAAGCUGUCCGAGAUGGGCGCGCGCACCAAACAGCUGGGCACCGCCAUGCAGGACCCGCACCAGCAGCGGCGCGUCAUCCUGGUGAUCGUGUGCGUGGCGCUGCUGCUGGACAACAUGCUUUACAUGGUCAUCGUGCCCAUCAUUCCGGACUACCUCGCCGAGUUGGAGAACGAGCAGUCGGAGCACGUCCACGUCGUGCUGCGCCCCAACGGCAGCGCGUACAGCAACGGCACGGGCGCCGGUCGAGACACAAGCAACAACUUGGACGUCCAAAUCGGAGUUCUGUUCGCGUCCAAAGCCAUCCUGCAGCUGCUGGUCAACCCCCUCAGCGGCACUUUCAUCGACCGGGUGGGCUACGACAUCCCGCUGCUGAUCGGGCUGACCGUCAUGUUUCUCUCCACGUGCAUUUUCGCCUUCGCGGAGAACUACGCGACGCUGUUCAUCGCCAGAAGUUUGCAGGGUCUGGGCUCCGCGUUCGCGGACACGUCGGGCCUCGCCAUGAUCGCCGACAAGUACACGGAAGAGGGCGAGCGCAGCCGGGCGCUGGGCAUCGCGCUGGCCUUCAUCUCCUUCGGCAGCCUCGUGGCGCCUCCCUUCGGCGGGGUCCUCUACGAGUUUGCCGGCAAGCGGGUGCCCUUCCUGGUGCUCGCCUUUGUGUGCCUGGCGGACGGCUUUCUCUUCCUCACCGUCAUCCGACCCUUCAGCAACAGGACUCGAGAGAACAUGCCGGUGGGCACCCCUAUCUACCGGCUCAUGAUCGACCCGUACAUUGCGGUGGUGGCCGGCGCGCUCACGGUGUGCAACAUCCCGCUGGCCUUCCUGGAGCCCACCAUCGCCAACUGGAUGGAGAGCACCAUGCAUUCCACGCAGUGGCAGAUGGGCCUGACUUGGCUGCCCGCCUUCUUCCCGCACGUCUUCGGCGUGUACAUCACCGUCAAACUGGCGGCGCGCCACCCCAACUUGCAGUGGUUCUACGGCGCGCUUGGCCUGGUUAUCAUCGGCGCCAGUUCGUGCACGGUGCCCGCGUGCAAGACCUUCGGGGAGCUCAUCGCUCCGCUGUGCGGCAUUUGCUUCGGCAUCGCGCUGGUGGACACGGCGCUGCUGCCCACUCUCGCCUUCCUGGUGGACGUGCGCCACGUCUCCGUCUACGGCAGCGUCUACGCCAUCGCGGACAUCUCUUACUCGGUGGCGUACGCCAUGGGGCCGGUGGUGGCGGGCCAGGUCGUGCACAAUCUGGGCUUCGUCCAGCUCAACCUGGGCAUGGGGCUGGUCAACGUGCUGUACGCGCCCGCGCUGCUCCUGCUGCGCAACGUCUGCCAAAUGAGGCCAUCCUACUCGGAAAGGGACACCCUGCUGGAGGAGGCUCCGCAGGGGCUGUACGACACCAUCCGCAUGGAGGAGAGGCGGACCAAGAAGAAGAAGAAGAAGGAGAAGGGCUACAACUCGGCGGGCAACUGCCUGCCGGUGGACGAGAACGGCUUCGACGCCUUCAAAGCGCAGCGCUCGCAGUCCGAGGAGUCGUCCGGCACAGAGUUCACUUGAGGCGGGCAAACUACACGGGACAGCCCCUCCCUCUCCCUCCCGCGUGGAUCUCACCUUGUCAAAUUCCAAGUUAUGUGCAAUAUCAAACACCCAAUCACCAAAAUUACAAUGGUAUGAGUGACUUUUUUUUCUUGGUUCUAUAU
This is a messenger RNA of Syngnathus typhle (broad-nosed pipefish), 1733 nucleotides long. RefSeq names its product solute carrier family 18 member 3b (gene slc18a3b). Gene Ontology annotation, cellular component: AP-2 adaptor complex; membrane; AP-1 adaptor complex. Gene Ontology annotation, molecular function: acetylcholine transmembrane transporter activity; xenobiotic transmembrane transporter activity. NCBI's taxonomy places the organism in Eukaryota, Metazoa, Chordata, Actinopteri, Syngnathiformes, Syngnathidae. Gene Ontology annotation, biological process: xenobiotic transport; chemical synaptic transmission; transmembrane transport. The coding region runs from base 1 to 1590 and encodes 529 amino acids. The transcript has a single exon. The record is from RefSeq and is a predicted model, not a curated record.